AUGCCCCUGAGGGACCCUCUUCAGAUGGUCAACGUGCCGUGGAGGAUUAAUAACUCCAGCCUUUUUAACAAAGACCCUCCUCUUUCUGAACAAGGAGAGACUCUCAUUGGAGUUUACCUGCUCAUACUAGGCUGGCUCUCAUGGUUUGGCAACAGCAUUGUGAUCUUUGUCCUCUACAAGCAAAGAGCAUCUCUCCAGCCCACAGACUACCUCACCUUCAACCUGGCCGUCUCGGACGCCAGCAUCUCCGUGUUCGGCUACUCGCGGGGCAUCCUGGAGAUCUUCAACAUCUUCCAAGACGACGGAUUUCUGAUCACGUCGAUCUGGACGUGCCAGGUGGACGGCUUCCUCACGCUGCUCUUCGGCCUGGCCAGCAUUAACACCUUGACCAUUAUCAGCAUCACCAGGUAUAUCAAAGGAUGCCACCCAGCACAAGCCCACUGCAUCAACAAGAAGAACAUCCUGGGCUCCCUGGCCUUCAUCUGGGUCACAGCAGUCUUCUGGUCAGGGGCUCCACUGCUGGGCUGGGGCAGCUACACAGACCGUGGGUAUGGGACCUGUGAGGUGGACUGGGCCAAGGCCACCUACUCCACCAUCUACAAAUCCUACAUCAUCUCCAUCCUCAUCUGUUGCUUCUUUGUCCCGGUGCUGGUGAUGCUCUUCUCCUACGUGUCCAUCAUUAACAUGGUGAAAAAAAGUAACAACAUAGCUGAAGGUUACCUGACCAACAGGCAGAGGAAGGUGGAGAAGGACGUCACCAGAGUUUCCAUCGUCAUCUGCACGGCCUUUAUCCUGGCCUGGUCGCCAUACGCAGUGGUCUCCCUGUGGUCGGCCUGGGGCUUCCACGUACCGGGACUCACCAGCAUCUUCACACGCCUGGUCGCCAAGUCUGCCAGCUUCUACAACCCGCUCAUCUACUUUGGCAUGAGCCCCAAGUUCCGCAGGGACGUGUGCAUGCUGCUGCCGUGCUUCCGCGAGACCAACGACACCGUCCGCCUCAAGCGCUUCCGCCACCUAAGGCCCAAGGGCGACUCAGCAGCGCCAGCCCGCCGCCACAAGGAGAAGAAAUACCGGGAGUCACAGGAGCAGCUGAACCCGAUGCCAGACUUAGAGCUGGAGCCACACUGCCAACCCCUCACCGCUCCCCCCGUCAACAAUGGCAUCUUCUUCAUCCCCCCACCCUUGCCCUCAGAAACGCCGGAAUUUGAGAGCGAUCGGCUUUAAGGACUUUUAACAUGUACAUACUCUUGUACGUGUAGUUUGGUGUAGUAAUAAAACCGGAAAGAACCGGACUCUCAAAAUGGUACCGAAUUUUUGUUAUGGUGACACCAUGAGUAAAGACAUGAGACUUGACCCUACAAAGUGAUGGGCUCAUUUGUUUCUACACCUCCCGCUCGUGCUAUGUGCUCAAAUCAGAAACAUUCAAGACAUGACCCACAGAACUCCAGAGCGGUCCAGAACCAGCAGUAGACCAAUGAGCCCAGG
Molecule: messenger RNA, 1485 nt
Organism: Scleropages formosus (Asian bonytongue)
Lineage: Eukaryota; Metazoa; Chordata; Actinopteri; Osteoglossiformes; Osteoglossidae
Product: opsin-5-like
Exons: 6
Coding region: 1-1224 (407 amino acids)
Biological process (GO): G protein-coupled receptor signaling pathway
Cellular component (GO): membrane
Molecular function (GO): G protein-coupled receptor activity
Source: RefSeq, a predicted model, not a curated record